Messenger RNA from Cyanistes caeruleus (blue tit), 2143 nucleotides. Lineage: Eukaryota; Metazoa; Chordata; Aves; Passeriformes; Paridae. The record is from RefSeq and is a predicted model, not a curated record.
GUGCUGGGCACGGGACAGCCGGCUGCCGAGGACGGGGCUGUGGGGCUGGAUGCCUUUCCCCGGCUGGAACCCCCGCCACCCAUCACCAAGAAGCGGACGCCGCGCGCUCUGAAGACCCCCCAGGACAUGCUCAUCGCUCCGCAGCCGGAGGGGACCAGCAUGGGGAGUGGUGUGGAGGAGCCUCCGGAACCACCCACAGCCCACCCUGACCCCACAGAGGAGCAGCUGGGGAUGGGGGACCCGUCUCCUCCAGAAUGCCCUGGCGUCCCCAGCGUGACAGGCGCCCAAGUGCCCACUGGGGACCAGCCUGCCAGUGCCUUACCCGUGCCCGACCUCAUCCAUAAGGGCAGCCGGGAGAGCCAGUGGCCAGUGGGUGAGAGGGCCACUGAGAUGUCACCCGGCACAGAGAAGCCCUCACGGAGAGCGGGGCUGGAGCACGAGCCACCAGGGAGCACAGGGCGGCCAGAGCCACGUAGCCCUGGCUGGGAGGUGGAGGGGACCCAUCCUGACCUACUGUCCUUUGAGUAGCAGUGGGUAGCUGUGACACGGGCACCGUGGGGGCUGGCUCUCCCAGACUUGUCUCUUGCUGCCACUUGCCUUUUCUGGGGUGAUUAUUUUGGAAAGGGGGAAGCCUCGGGGUGGAAGGAGCCAUUGCUGCCGGGUGUGGGCUCUGGGGAGCCAUGACAACCCACUUCUCCCCAGAUUCCCAGGAGGGGCACGGCCUGUCUCACCAUGGCUCCUGCAGUCCCAUUCUGGGCCUAUUCACCCUGGUCGGUGCCAAGCUCCUGUCCUGCCACAGUGCCACUGCCACCCUGUCUGCUGCCAGGAGCCUUGCUGAGCUGGGGACCAAGAGGGUGUGUGGGGGUAGAAGUGCCAGCCUGCCCCAAACCCCAUGGGCUCUGAGCAUCCUGUGAGCAUCCCACAAGCAGCACGCACUCCUCCGUGUCUGCACUGGCUGCCUUGGUCCAGAGGAUUUCCCAGCUUAUGCCAUGUGCUUGCUGAGAUUCCCCGUGCUGGGGCAGCAGCAUGCUCACCCAGCCCUAGUGCCUGGUGCCAGCGAGCCAGGACAGCAGAUGUGUCCAGGGCCUUCUCCAGGUGCUGGAAUCAUGGUGUUUCUCUGCUGAGUGCCAAUACCCUUGCAGACCUGAGCUCUGGCAGGGCACAGGGCUGGGCACCUGGGACUGCGCAGCUGCUGGCCAGAGGCUCUGCCAGGGAGCUGAGCUCUCUGUGAGACCCCCUUCCAGCUCCUGCUUGUUUCUUGGUCUCGUCCCAGCCACCAUGGACAGAACUGUCCAGGCAGGCAGCCCUCUCCAUGUGGGCCAGUGUCACUGCUCCCCUUUAUUUCCUGGGACAGUGGUCUCUGUGAGACUGGGACACGAAGCCAGUGCAGUCCUCUGAUACUGCUGUAUGAGUGUUUUGCCAUGGAUUACAGGAGGGGUUAGCCAGCCUGUGCCAAUGCAAGGAAGCAGCUGUGAGAUGGAACUUCUUGCUUAGAGCUUUUAUGUACAUCCUCACCACAAAGGUGGUUUACAGAGGAAAAGCUCCAAAGCCCCGGGUUGGGUUGGAGGAGCCCAGGAGCUCGUGGAUAGGCCUGCUCACAGCUCCUGGGCCACUCAGGGUGGUUGGGCUGAAGCUUCCAGCACCCAAAGCCACGCUGUCCCACUGAAGGAAGGAAGCUGUGAGCAUGGAUCCCAUUGCCCUGGGAGCAGCCACCCAUGUCCUUGCCAUUGGAGCAGUGAUGCCAUCCAUGGUGGUUCUGGGGCCCUGCAGCUCUCAGCUCUGGGAAAGCCCUGCUCAAGAGUGAGGGGAUGCAGAGCUGCACAGAGCCCGUGUUCAGUGCUGAGGUGUCACACACCCUGUGGCAAUGUGAUCACGCUGUGCAUGGCUGCCUCCACCUACAGAUACAGGGGGUGUUUGCUGCCCAGCUCUGCACUGCAGUGUAGGUGUUGAUGGAAACAGCUUCAGCCCCCUCUGAAGAACCAGCAUCUUCCAUCACUGUGAUCCCAAGGGAACCUUCUUCCCCUUAAGGGAGGGCCGACACUUAUAGCCGGCCCAGUCCCUUUAUUUAUGUUGUCAGCGUGCUUGUGUGUGGUUUGGGACAAGAGAUGCAGAUUGCACAAUAAAUUUUCUUUUUCUUUUUUAC